This is a messenger RNA of Juglans regia (Persian walnut), 3813 nucleotides long. RefSeq names its product retinoblastoma-related protein-like. Gene Ontology annotation, biological process: regulation of transcription by RNA polymerase II; cell differentiation; negative regulation of G1/S transition of mitotic cell cycle. Gene Ontology annotation, cellular component: chromatin; nucleus; transcription regulator complex. The record is from RefSeq and is a predicted model, not a curated record. Lineage: Eukaryota; Viridiplantae; Streptophyta; Magnoliopsida; Fagales; Juglandaceae. Gene Ontology annotation, molecular function: RNA polymerase II transcription regulatory region sequence-specific DNA binding. The transcript has 19 exons. The coding region runs from base 392 to 3574 and encodes 1060 amino acids.
UCCAGUUAGGAUGGGAAAUUUUGGCGGGCAUUUUGCCCACACGGAGGAAGGAACCCUAGUAGAAGAGUAAACUCUGAGAAUUGGGAAAGGUAGAAAGAGAGGGAGAGAGAGAGGGGAAAAUAGAGUUCAGAGCUCAAAAACCUCUGCGAUUAUAACUCGAUCUUAGCAAAAACUGCUGUCGUUCUCAUAUUUCUUCACCCGAUCUGUAAAUUUGGUGGGGGAGGUAAAAAUCGUGAACCUUUUGUGAAUUUGGUAUGCUUGAGUUCAAGGUUUUUUGGCUCGCACUUGUGGCUUUUCAGAUUGAUUUGAGAAAACUUGGAAAUCUAAAGUAUGCAUUAAUUGGAAACUGAAGAUAGUAUCAUUGACUUAGAUUGGAUCGGCUAGGGUUUGGAUGACUCGAGCUGCAUUAGAGAAGACGGAGGACGCUAAACCUUUGGAUGCAACAUCCAGCAUCUCGCGUACCUGUAGCUGCAAUAUGGACCGUCCCGAAGCUCGAUUCACAAACUUCUGCGAGAUGGGACUGUCAUUGGAUGAGAACACUUGUACGAUAGCUAUGAAGCUGUUUAAAGAAACCAAGCACCUUCUAUUGGCGAAUAGUUCUGCUAUUGGAAAUGGGACGCCUGAUGAAGCAGAAAGGUUUUGGUUUGCAUUUGUUUUAUAUGCUGUGAAAAGGCUAAGCGUGAAUAAUGGAGAUAGCGAGCAACAAGGUUGUGAUGAUAAUGGCUUUACCUUAUGCCAGAUACUAAGAGUUGCAAAGCUGACCAUUGUGGACUUCUUCAGGGAGCUUCCACAUUUUGUUGUAAAGGCUGGUCCCAUUUUGAGUAAUUUAUAUGGUGAAGAUUGGGAAAACAGACUUGAGGCGAAGGAGUUGCAGGCCAAUUUUGCGCACUUGAAUCUUCUUAGCAAGCACUAUGGACGCGCCUACCGGGAUUUCUUCUUGACAAGUGAUGCAAAUGUUGAUAAGCAGUCAUCUGUUGCUAGUUCGUCUGGUUAUGUCUCGGACUACCAUCGUUUUGGAUGGUUGCUGUUUUUGGCACUUCGUGUACAUGUGUUCAGCCGUUGUAAGGACUUGGUGACUUGCACAAAUGGUUUGGUUUCUGUAUUGGCUAUUUUAAUUAUUCAUGUUCCUGUUCGCUUCAGAAACUUCAAUAUCAAUGAUUCUCAACGCUUCGUUAAGAAAGACGGGAAAGGUGUGGACAUCGUUUCAUCACUGUGCAACAUUUUUUACACCUCAGAAGAUGAGUUGAGGAAAACAAUGGAAAAGGCCAAUAAUAUAAUAGCAGAUAUUUUGAAGAAAACACCAUUUCCAGCAUCUGAGUGUAAUAGUGAGAACAUGGAGAACAUUGAUACAGAUGGUUUAACAUAUUUUGAGGACCUACUGGAGGACUCGUCCUUGACAUCGAGUUUAGGUAUUUUGGAAAAGGAUUAUGAUGAUGCAAUUCGUAGGAAGGGGGAACUGGAUGAGAGGGUGUUCAUUAAUGUUGAGGACAGCAUACUUGUUUCAGGGAGCUUGUCUGGAGGUGCUGUGAACAUAAGUGGUGUCAAGAGAAAAUUUGAUGCGAUAGCCUCUCCAGCUAAGACAGUUACAAGUCCACUCUCUCCCCAGUGCUCUCCUGGACCUCAUGCAAAUGGUGUUCAUGGUGGUUCUAAUUUCAAGGUGGCUGCUACACCGGUAAGCACAGCAAUGACAACUGCAAAGUGGCUUCGGACUGUCAUCUCUCCACUUCCAUCAAAACCAUCUGCAGAGCUGCGGCAUUUCCUGUCAUCAUGUGAUCGGGAUGUUACUGAUGAUGUAGUACGCAGGGCACAUAUAAUAUUGCAGGCUAUAUUUCCAAAUGGUGGUCUUGGGGAGCGUUGUGCGACUGGAAAUCUGCAAAGCACAAACCUCAUGGACAACAUCUGGGCAGAACAACGGAAUCUUGAAGCACAGAAGUUAUAUUAUAGAGUAUUGGAAGCAAUGUGUAGAGCAGAGGCCCAAAUAUUGCAUGCAACCAAUUUGACCUCUUUGUUAACUAAUGAGAGGUUCCAUAGAUGUAUGCUUGCCUGUUCUGCUGAACUAGUUCUGGCAACACAUAAGACUGUCACAAUGUUGUUUCCUGCCGUGUUGGAGAGGACCGGCAUUACAGCUUUUGAUCUUAGCAAGGUCAUAGAGAGUUUUAUUAGACAUGAGGAAUCCCUCCCGAGAGAACUGAGGCGUCAUCUGAAUUCAUUGGAAGAACGACUUUUGGAGAGCAUGGUAUGGGAAAAGGGUUCCUCAAUGUAUAAUUCUUUGAUAGUGGCAAGACCUAGUCUCUCUGCUGAAAUAAAUCGACUUGGGUUAUUGGCGGAACCAAUGCCAUCUUUAGAUGCAAUUGCCAUGCAUCAUAAUUUUUCUUGUGGAGGGGUUCCACCCAUGCCAUCUUUGCAGAAACAUGAGACUUUACCAGGUCAGCAUGGGGAUAUCAGAUCUCCAAAGAGACUGUGCAUGGAUUAUCGAAGUGUAUUAGUAGAGAGGAAGUCAUUUACAUCCCCAGUCAAGGAUCGCCUCCUGAGCAACCUUAAAUCAAAGCUACCACCGCCCGCUUUGCAGUCUGCAUUUGCUAGCCAUUCUUUAACAUGGGCUUCUACUUGGGAUAUCCAUGUGUGCAGUCCAACACGGCCAAAUCCAGGUGGUGGAGGGGAGACGUGUGCAGAAACUGGAAUUAGUAUAUUCUUUGGCAAGAUAACUAAGUUGGCAGCGGUCAGAAUCAAUGGUAUGGUUGAAAGGCUGCAACUAUCUCAACAGAUCAGGGAGAAUGUGUAUUGUCUUUUUCAGCAAAUAUUAAGUCAGCGGACGCCACUAUUUUUUAACCGCCACAUUGACCAAAUCGUACUUUGUUGUUUUUAUGGAGUUGCAAAGAUAUCUCAACUUACCCUGACCUUUAAGGAAAUUAUUCACAACUACAGGAAGCAACCACAAUGUAAACCACAAGUUUUCCGCAGUGUGUUUGUGGAUUGGUCAUCUGCCCGGCGCAAUGGGGAACAUGUUGAUAUCAUUACAUUUUACAAUGAAAUAUUUAUUCCGGCUGUGAAGCCUCUGUUGGUUGAGCUUGGCCCUGCUGGAACAACUACAAAAACUAACCGAGUUCCUGAAGUCAACAAUAAUACUGAUGCUCAAUGUCCUGCAUCUCCUAAAAUAUCUCCUUUUCCAAGUCUCCCUGAUAUGUCCCCAAAGAAAGUAUCAGCAGCACAUAAUGUAUACGUCUCUCCAUUGCGAUCAUCAAAGGUCUUGGACUCGGGGAAGACGAUUGGCAGUGCUAAGAUGUGUUCGGGACUCUAUCUUCUAGAGAAGGAUGCUCUAAUCUCACAUAACUCGAAAGGUUACUAUGCUUGCGUUGGAGUGAGUACUCAUGCAUAUCAAAGCCCUUCGAAAGACUUGAGUGCUAUCAAUAACCGCUUGAAUGGGACCCGAAAGCUCAGAGGUACCUUAAACUUCGAUGAUGUUGAUGUCGGCUUGGUUAGUGAUUCUAUGGUGGCCAACAGUCUCUAUCUUCAGAAUGGGAGUUGUGCAUCCACAUCUGGUGCACCACUGAAAUCUGAGCAACCUGACUCCUAAUUUGAUGGACAGGGUGACCUCAUAUGUAAAUUCUUAGUGUCUCAUUCUUCCCCCGUUUUAAUCUAUUUAUGUUUCAAACCUGUGAGAUGGGGUAUGGUAUGAGCGGUUUAGUUAUUUUAGGAUGGCCGCCACAAUCCCCGUAUGCUUAUUUAAGGUAGGUAUGGGGCUUUCCGAAAAUUUAGUUCACUCUGACCGACUAAUUUAAUAAAAUUACACUUGUUGUUUUUUUUUUUUUUCAA